Messenger RNA from Geosmithia morbida, 1752 nucleotides. Its product is annotated as mannosyl-oligosaccharide alpha-1,2-mannosidase. Bases 1 to 1752 code for a protein of 583 amino acids. Gene Ontology annotation, cellular component: Golgi membrane; endoplasmic reticulum. The record is from RefSeq and is a predicted model, not a curated record. Gene Ontology annotation, molecular function: calcium ion binding; mannosyl-oligosaccharide 1,2-alpha-mannosidase activity. NCBI's taxonomy places the organism in Eukaryota, Fungi, Ascomycota, Sordariomycetes, Hypocreales, Bionectriaceae. Gene Ontology annotation, biological process: N-glycan processing; carbohydrate metabolic process. The transcript is spliced from 2 exons.
AUGUUGAGCGGAAUCCUGGGAUCGCACACCCGUCGCUAUGUGAUCGUGGUAGUCUUCUUCCUUGUCUGCGUGGUGCUGUGGCACGGCUUCAGCCUGGCACCGUCAGACUCGUACUCGGAGACGUCGUCGACGUCAUCGACCGAGCCCAAGGUCAUUGACAGCUUCAAGUACCUCCCGUCGACCUUCGACUGGUCCAAGGUGACGCCCAAGUACCCGCCCGGAGACAUCAAGUGGCCGCCGUCCAGCUGGCCCAAGACGUUCCCGCGCGUCCAGGCCCGGACGACGUCGGCCAUGAUCAAGGACGACAUCGCCGCCAAGCGCAAGCAGAUCAUCAGGACCAAGUUCGUCAAGAGCUGGGAGGCCUACAAGGCCCACGCUUGGACAAAGGACGAGCUCAUGCCGCUGUCGGGCAAGGGCAAGCAGAGCCUGUCGGGCUGGUCGGCCCAGCUGGUCGACGCCAUGGACACGCUGUGGAUCAUGGACCUCAAGGACGAGUUCCGCCGCGCCGUCAAGGAGGUGGCCGUCAUCGACUGGGCCACCACGUCCGACGAGAGGAUCAACCUGUUCGAGGUCAUCAUCCGCUACCUCGGCGGCCUCCUGGCCGCCUACGACCUGUCCGAGGAGCCCGCCCUGCUGGCCAAGGCCGUCGAGCUGGGCGACGCCAUGUACGCCGCCUUCGACACGCCCAACCGCUUCCCGCCCCGCUGGCUGUCGUACGAGACGGUCCGCCGCGGCGACCAGCUCGCGGACGAGUCCAUGUCGGGCGCCGCCGGCGGCACCAUGUGCCUCGAGUUCACGCGCCUCAGCCAGAUCACCGGCGACCCCAAGUACUACGACGCCACCGAGCGCCUCAAGCAGUUCUUCCGCCGCUCGCAGAACGAGACCGCCGUGCCCGGCCUGUGGCCCCACGACCUCAACUACCGCGACGAGGUCGUGGACGGCCACAGGUUCAACCUGGGCGCCGGCAUGGACUCGCUCUACGAGUACCUCCCCAAGAUGCACGCCCUCCUCGGCGGCCAGGACCCCGAAUACGUCGCCAUGACCGUCAGCGCCCUCGACGCCAUCCGCGACAACCUCCUCUUCCGCCCCAUGACCCCCGCCGACGCCGACAUCCUGCUGGCCGGCAGCCUCGUCGUCGAGGACGACGGCCAGGGCCCCGGCCGCACCUUCACCGCCGACAUGGAACACCUGACCUGCUUCGCCGGCGGCAUGUACGGCCUGGCCGGCAAGCUGCUCGGCCGCUCCGACUACGUCGACGUCGGCGCCCGCCUGACCUCGGGCUGCGUCUGGGCCUACGACGCCUUCUCCACCAACCUGAUGCCCGAGAAGUCGCGGCUCGUCGCCUGCGCCGCCAUCGACGGCCCCUGUCCGUUCGACAGCGACGCCCUGCCCAAGGGCCGCGCCAGGACCCUGCCCGAGGGCUUCGUCGGCAUGCCCAACCCAAAGUACCUGCUGAGGCCCGAGGCCAUCGAGAGCGUCUUCUACAUGUGGCGCAUCACCGGCGACCACACCUGGCGCGAGGCCGCUUGGAGGAUGUGGGAGGGCCUCGUGCGCGAGACGGAGACGGAGAUGGCGUUUGCGUCCAUUGCCGACGUCACCAAACAUUCGAGUGCAAAGAUUGACUCUAUGGAGACUUUUUGGAUGGGUGAGACUCUCAAAUACUUUUACCUCAUCUUCGAUGACGAGAGCAACACGAGCCUUGACGAGUGGGUUUUCAACACUGAGGCCCACCCGUUCAAACGCCCACAGUGA